Messenger RNA from Neomonachus schauinslandi (Hawaiian monk seal), 1119 nucleotides. Its product is annotated as piezo-type mechanosensitive ion channel component 2-like. The coding region runs from base 123 to 935 and encodes 270 amino acids. The record is from RefSeq and is a predicted model, not a curated record. Gene Ontology annotation, biological process: cellular response to mechanical stimulus; detection of mechanical stimulus; regulation of membrane potential. Lineage: Eukaryota; Metazoa; Chordata; Mammalia; Carnivora; Phocidae. Gene Ontology annotation, molecular function: mechanosensitive monoatomic ion channel activity; monoatomic cation channel activity. The transcript has 5 exons. Gene Ontology annotation, cellular component: plasma membrane.
GUCCUUCCAGAGAAGAAAUCCUCUUUCUGCAGUCCAUUAAUAGGAAGAGUAAUCACUUUAUUUAUUCAUCACCAUGUAUAUGAUCUAUUUAUGCAUGUGUAUUUGUGCACAUACAGGGUGCUAUGCAAUUUCUGGAAAAUUAUGAAAAAGAAGACAUAACAGUAGCAGAACUGGAAGGAAAUUCAAAUUCUUUGUGGACCAUCAGCCCUCCCAGUAAGCAGAAAAUGAUAGAGGAACUCAUGGACCCCAAUAGUAGCUUCUCUGUUGUUUUUUCAUGGAGUAUUCAGAGAAACAUGAGUCUGGGUGCAAAAGCAGAAAUAGCAACGGAUAAGCUUUCUUUUCCUCUUAAAAACAUUACACGUAAGAAUAUAGCUAAAAUGAUAGCCGGCAACAACACAGAAAGUUCAAGAACACCAGUGACUAUAGAAAAGAUCUACCCAUAUUAUGUGAAAGCACCUAGUGAUUCAAACUCAAAACCUAUAAAGCAACUUUUGUCUGAAAAUAAUUUCAUGAAUAUCACCAUCGUUUUGUCCAGAGACAAUACAACUAAAUCUAACAGUGAGUGGUGGGUUCUCAACCUGACUGGCAAUAGAAUAUUCAAUCAGCAUGCCCAGGCCUUGGAACUGGUGGUCUUCAAUGACAAAGUCAGCCCCCCAAGUCUGGGGUUCUUGGCUGGCUACGGUAUCAUGGGAUUAUAUGCUUCAGUUGUCCUUGUGAUUGGGAAGUUUGUCCGCGAAUUCUUCAGUGGGAUUUCUCACUCCAUCAUGUUUGAAGAGCUUCCAAAUGUGGAUCGAAUCCUGAAGUUGUGCACAGAUAUUUUUUUAGUUCGAGAGACAGGGGAACUGGAAUUAGAGGAAGAUCUCUAUGCCAAAUUAAUAUUCCUGUACCGCUCACCAGAAACCAUGAUCAAAUGGACUAGAGAAAAAACAAAUUGAUACUUUAAGACACAGACUGCAAAUCAAGUUAACAUUUGAAUUUUUUAAAAAGCACAAUAUUCUCAUAAGAGCUAAGCAUUUCUAGUUGGACGGAAAUGGUUUCUCUUCUGACAGGUGUUCAAAGGAGCUGACUUCCUUCUGCAGUCUAAGCUACCUUGCAAAUGAAGGCGCUGUUGAAAAAGUU